Molecule: messenger RNA, 650 nt
Organism: Helianthus annuus (common sunflower)
Lineage: Eukaryota; Viridiplantae; Streptophyta; Magnoliopsida; Asterales; Asteraceae
Exons: 3
Coding region: 142-519 (125 amino acids)
Source: RefSeq, a predicted model, not a curated record
AGCCUAACGCGUACAGCCUUAAUGUUCCUUUUGUUCGACUCACUGAUUUUUCGAGAUUGAUUGACAUCUCAUUCCGCGUUUACCUUUUCGUAUCUAUUGUGAACCUAGACUUUUAUUCAUACGCAUACGAACCAAUCAUAAAUGCAUUUCCAUAAGUCGCGAGGUGUGAGAAGGCUAUAUAAACCGACACCUUAUCACCCUCGAAUCCACUCUACACCAUCGCAUACUCUUCGACACUACGAACCUGUUCAAGUCCCAAACACCUUUCACCACUCUCGACAUCUCUCACACACUCGCAACACCUUUUCGGGUCAUUCGCACUACGGGAAGCUACCGGAACACCGCGGAGAACGGAAACAACUACUGAGCUCGCCGAAGCAUGUUGCCGGAGAUCGGAGUGCAAGCCGGAAAACCUCCACGGUUUCUUUCAGUUCGGAUAAUCGCUCUUGUUCGUUCUCUUGGAUUUUCCAAUCUUACUCGUGCAUUACUUACAAGAAAUCGCAACGCAAUCAAUGUUGAUAGUCAAGAUGAUGAAGGAAUCAAGUUAGGAUGGACUAGAUACCCAUUUUAGCAAUAAACUAUUUGUUUGAAUUUAUGUUUGGAUAUUUGAGACUUUGUAUUUUCUUCUAGUUUUAAUAAAAUAAUCUAAA